AAUUAAUGUCAAAGUUUUAAGAAAAAGAAUCGAUUAUAUAGCAAAGGUAUAAUUAGUUGCAGUAUAUUUGGAAUCCAAUCCUCCCGAGGAAGAGGGUAAAUGUUUAGGAGUCUGAUAGAGAAUGGUAGAGAGGCCAACUACCAAUCAAAAUCUUUGUCCAAACGAAACAGAAAACACAAGUCUUUUAUAUACAAUACGAGUUUCCUAUACAACACGCACGCACCUUCUUCUAGUCCCAAAUCCACGUAUCUCUCUACAAUCAUUCUUUUCCUUUCCACCGACGAACUUUCCUCUCUCCUCCCUUUGUAACAAAACACGAACGUUAGAAACUGAAACAGAAACAAUCCCUUCCAACUUUAUAUGUUGUGAAUUUAAUUAUAUGGACAGCUAUGUGCAGGUCCCUUUUUCACAUUGAGGCUUGGUGAAUUUGAUCCGAAGGAGGAGACAAGAAAGAAUAUGCAUUCGUUGAAAGACAAAGUCUCUAAUCAGCUCUCUCGAAUCUUUGCUGAUUCUCCUAAUCAUAAUUCUCCAUCUUCACCUCCUGAUAAUUCUCAGGCCAGGCCAUUUUCUAGUGGGGGAAAAUCAUUCUCUUCUUAUUUUUCUUUUGGCGUCCCUUCAUUAAACCUUGGUGGGUCUAAAUCAAACAAGCAACAACAGGACUUAAAGCCACUUCAAUCACUGCCUGUUAGAUGGGGUAGUAAAGGUUUCAAACAGCAAGAUGGUUACACAGUUAAGUAUCAUGAAUGCAACACAUUAAAAGAGAAUGAGAAUCUCCAAUUAUCUCGCACAGAUGGUAAAGAAAGUAGCAAAAUUUCAGUGAACAAAGGAACUGAUAAAAUCAAUGACAUCAAUGAGAAUGGUGAAUCUGGAAGGAGCAGUAGUGACAGUGAUAUAUUUGAGGAAGCACGUGAGCAGCAGACUCCACGGAGCUCUUUACCCGAUCUCAUGGAAGAAUCAUCUUUUAUUUCCUCAGAAUUGUAUGAAUUCCUGCAGUCUUCCCUUCCUAAUAUAGUGAAGGGAUGCCAAUGGGCUUUGUUAUACAGUACGUUGAAGCAUGGCAUAUCACUUCGGACUCUUAUUCGCAAGAGUUCUGAGCUUUCUGGCCCUUGUUUGCUGAUUGUUGGCGAUAGACAAGGUGCUGUAUUUGGCGGUCUGUUGGAAUGUCCAUUAAAACCCACACCCAAGAGGAAAUAUCAGGGGACAAACCAGUCAUUUGUAUUUACAACUAUAUAUGGUGAACCAAGGCUAUUUAGACCAACUGGUGCCAACCGUUAUUACUACAUGUGUUUAAAUGAUUUACUAGCACUUGGUGGAGCUGGCAAUUUUGCUUUGUGUGUAGAUGGAGACUUGUUAAAUGGAACUAGUGGACCUUGUGAUACAUAUGGGAACUUAUGUCUGGCCCAUAAACCAGAGUUUGAACUAAAAAAUGUUGAGUGGAAAUGGAAUUGUGAUGACAACAUUGGCGUUAGCAAUGGUGGUAUUGAUGACAGCCUACUAGAGGUGAUAGUGCGGUGGUGGUGCUGGCGACAAAUUGGUGCAAACAUAGUGGCACGGGUGCCAGACUACGAAGUGAUGAACUGAUAAUUUUAAUAGCAGCCGUACCGGUUGUGACACACAGAUGCGGCAGCAGCAAUGAUGAUAAUGAUACCAAGUAUGAAUACUAGGCGGUAACGAUAAUGGUGGUGAUAGUGCCUAUACAUGUGUAGUAAAUGGAUGAUAUAACUAGUGUAGUGAGGGGCCAUAUGUGAGUAGCAUGUUCUCCAAGGGAAAAAACAAAAGGCUAUGUAGUCUUGCUGCUGGAUCAGUGUCAAUUCGAAGUACCCUAAACCUGAAGGUAGUAGCUUCAGGAUUUUUUUUUUUCUUAAUAAAUUUUGGGGUGCAUCAGAAAGUGUAGCUUCAGUUGUUAAUUGAUGUACCUCUUGCACAAAUUAUGAUCCAAGUUUUUACCAAGCCUCAAA
Molecule: messenger RNA, 1958 nt
Organism: Ricinus communis (castor bean)
Lineage: Eukaryota; Viridiplantae; Streptophyta; Magnoliopsida; Malpighiales; Euphorbiaceae
Product: oxidation resistance protein 1
Exons: 8
Coding region: 457-1581 (374 amino acids)
Source: RefSeq, a predicted model, not a curated record